AUGUCGGAUUCAAGACCUGUCUUUUCUUUCGACAUUGACAACUGUGUUGGUGAUGUUCUCGGACGCGAUACCGUGGGCAAAAGGCUAACCUCAUCCACACAGCUAUAUUCAAGAAGCAGAAAGGUGCACGAAAUAACGACGAUGCUUAACCACACCUUCAUUAAGAACGCCCUGUCGCUUGACGAUGAUGCCACGAGGGAGCUGCACCAGAAAUACAGGAAGGAAUGUAGCUUAAUCCUCCAAGGCCUCGUACAGAACCACGGCAUCGAUCCUCUCGAGCUCCUAGUGCCAGAUCCCGAGCUCUGCCAAAUGCUUCGAGACAUAGACAAGACCAAGGUAAAGCUCUGGCUACUUACCAAUGCAUAUGUCAACCAUGGCAGACGGGUUGUCCGUUUGCUAGGCAUUGAGGAUCACUUCGAAGGCCUCACCUAUUGUGACUAUGCAGCUGAACCCAUACACUGCAAGCCUCAUGUCGAAAUGUUCAACAAAGCGAUGCGGGAGGCUGGUGUGGGAGAUGUGAAAGCAUGCCAUUUUGUUGAUGAUUCAGCCGGGCACUGUUUUUCGGCCGAAAAGUUUGGAUGGACCGCCGUUCAUCUACUCGAAGAUGAUGCCCAGCCACUGGAGGCUGAUGUUUGCAAAUAUCGCAUUGCCCGCUUGGUGGAGUUGAGGAACCUGUUCCCUCACUUUUUUAUUGGACACGGGACAGGCAUCUAA
This is a messenger RNA of Dichotomopilus funicola, 714 nucleotides long. RefSeq names its product HAD-like domain-containing protein. Gene Ontology annotation, molecular function: nucleotidase activity. The transcript is spliced from 4 exons. The record is from RefSeq and is a predicted model, not a curated record. Gene Ontology annotation, biological process: pyrimidine nucleobase metabolic process; nucleotide catabolic process. NCBI's taxonomy places the organism in Eukaryota, Fungi, Ascomycota, Sordariomycetes, Sordariales, Chaetomiaceae. Bases 1 to 714 code for a protein of 237 amino acids.